Messenger RNA from Cryphonectria parasitica EP155, 1566 nucleotides. Its product is annotated as family 21 glycosyltransferase. Gene Ontology annotation, molecular function: ceramide glucosyltransferase activity. Gene Ontology annotation, biological process: glucosylceramide biosynthetic process. The transcript has 3 exons. Gene Ontology annotation, cellular component: membrane. NCBI's taxonomy places the organism in Eukaryota, Fungi, Ascomycota, Sordariomycetes, Diaporthales, Cryphonectriaceae. The record is from RefSeq and is a predicted model, not a curated record. Bases 1 to 1566 code for a protein of 521 amino acids.
AUGCUCAGUAUGGACAGUGUAGCGGUGUAUGCCGCGGUACCUGCCUUGCUCUGGAGCUCGUCUAUGUACCUGAUCCAGAGCAUCGGCAUCCUCAUGGUGUUCCUAUAUUACUCCUACCCCCCACGCAAACCUACAUCCUCUCAUCUGCCCGAGGAUCAGGUCCCGCACAUAACCAUCAUCCGUCCCGUCAAAGGUCUCGAGCCUGAACUUUACGAAUGCCUCGCCUCUACCUUCCGCCAGGACUAUCCGAAGUCGAAGUUGUCUAUAAGAAUCUGCGUUUCUUCUGAGGAUGACCCAGCAUACCCAAUUCUCGACAAGAUCGUUCAGGACUUUGCCGACUUCGAUGUGCGUAUCUUGGUAGAGGAGUACGAUCCUCUGAUCUCAAGUCUGGAGGGCAAGACGGGCGAUGAGUUGGGUCCCAACCCCAAGAUCCGCAACAUCAGCCGUGCUUACCGUGAGGCUAAGGGAGAGCUCAUAUGGAUCAUUGACUGCAAUGUCUGGAUAUCGAGGGGUGUUGCGGGUCGUAUGGUGGACAGGCUCAUGGGCUUUCUCCCAGGCGGCAAGAAGACGACGCCCUUCCGGUUCGUCCACCACAUGCCCUUGGUGGUCGACAUGGCUGUGGCCGACUGCGAGACCACCGGCAGUGUUGGCACAACAGAGCCCUUCUUGGCACGCACCUCGCGUAUCGGGGGUGGACGACUCGAUGAGAUGUUUAUGGCCACCAGUCACGCCAAGUUUUACGGCGCCAUCAACACUGUAGGCGCUGCACCCUGCAUCAUCGGCAAGAGCAACAUGUUCCGCAAGUCUCAUCUAGACGCCUGCACCGAUCCAAGCCUGAACAAAAACCUGAAAGCCUCCGACGCGAACCGGCGCCGCGGUGUCGACUUCUUCUCUCACAACAUCUGCGAGGACCAUCUCAUCGGGGACCUGCUCUGGAAGGCUGAUAUCCCCGGCUACAAGAAACACGGUCUGGUCUGGGGGGAUAUCGCCAUACAACCCAUGAGCGGCAUGUCUGUCGCGGCCUACUGUGCCCGCAGGGUCAGGUGGCUGCGUGCCCGCAAGUGGACAGUACUGAUUGCCACCCUCGUCGAGCCAGGUGUGGAGUCCCUGCUGUGUAAUCUUUACUUUGCAUAUGCCAUCACCACCCUACCCUGGUUCCACAAGACCUUUGGUAUUCCUCACUCCUGGACUGCCAUGGUUGUGUUGUGGAUGGUGGGUGUCACCAUCUGGAUGGUCUGCGACAGAGCGGUAUACCGCCGCCUGCAUAAGUGUCUGACUGUUGAAGUGGACGACGUAACUCCGGCCUUUGCCAGGGGCCCUCAGAGGCCCGGCGGAUUGCAGAGGAAACCUUUGUGGGCAUGGGUGCCGGCCUGGAUCGGCAGAGAGUUCCUGGCUCUGCCCAUCUGGACCUGGGCGGUGCUGCUUGGUACCACCGUCACCUGGCGCGGGAGGACAUUCAGGGUCCAUAGGGAUAUGAGUGUUUAUGAGCACCCCGAGGUUCAGGACGUGCCCAAGUGGCAAGGCCGUCCAACUGCUCGCCACAGACCAUCUCAUUCCAAAUCAUAG